GUCAGCCCGUAGGGCCAAUAGGAGGCGAAGAUACUGAAGCAACGUCACAAGUUCAUAGGUCGCAGUAAUCGCCACCUCCGAAAUGUAAACAGUCCCGUCCUCCUGAGGAAGGUUAACAUAAAUAUGAAGUUCUUAACAAAGGCGAUACAGACAGCAGUGAGUCAGAGGGAGACAGGCCGCAGACAGUUCUGGGCUUGGCUGAAUGCAGUUUUCAACAAAGUGGACUAUGACAGGAUCAAGACUGUGGGUCCAGAUCGAGCUGCAGCAGAGUGGCUGCUGCGAUGUGGUGCCAAAGUGAGGUUUCAAGGUUUGGAUCGCUGGCAUCAAGACUACAACGCCCUGCCAACCGGGCCUCUGGACAGACACAAGAUCGUGGCGAUUGACGCCACCGACUCCUGCAUCAUGUACAGGGGUUUUGAUCACCUGGAUGGUUUGAAAUACUUGGAUGAAAUCCAGUUCAAGAAGUGCAUCUACCUUGAAGACACCUGUUUGGAGAAACUGAGCUCCUUACAGAACCUGCAGGAGAGUUUACACCUGCUGGAGGUGGUGUCCUGUGGAAAUGUGACAGACAAGGGCAUCAUCGCUCUCCACAAACUCAAGAAUCUGGAGCGUCUGUUCCUCAGUGAUCUGCCAGGACUCAAGGACAAACAGACCACGGUAGACAGACUACAGACGGCUCUCCCAGGCCUGGACAUUAACCUGGACCUGGACUGACGGCUGCAUGUGUUUAACAGCCUGAUAUAUAUGGACACACUGUACAGAACAUUUACGUAAAAUAUGCAAAUAAUGCUGCAGGAAAUCAAGUGACAUUUUCAGUCCUGUAAUUGUCUGAAGGGCAGAUCCUUCAAGGGUUAGUUGAGUUUACUGAAGUGUGGAGGGAUUUAAUACUUUGUACAAAGCUUACAAUGACUCUGCAUUUACAACACAGUGAAAUAUCAGUGUAAAUUUAGCAAAUUAGUUUCAGAAAUUAAUUUGAAACAUGAACAGGAGACAUGUAUAUAUUUAUAUAUAUAUAGAGAGAGAGAGAGAAAGAGAGAGAGAGAGCACUAGUUUCUGAGCUGGUUUAGUAACUUGUUCAAUCACACUUAAAAAGAAUACUCAACUAUCCCUUCAGUCUAAACACGUGUGUAAAUGAACCUACGAUGGUUCAGUUAAUUUCAGGUAGGCUGCUGUGUAUAAAAAAGGGAUGAAAAAAUAAAUGAUUCAGCACGUUAAACCCCCUCCUCAAUAAAUGUAACCACUUUUUUUCUUUUAAAUAAUGUCGUCAAUAAACCAUUUAUUAACA
Molecule: messenger RNA, 1285 nt
Organism: Cynoglossus semilaevis (tongue sole)
Lineage: Eukaryota; Metazoa; Chordata; Actinopteri; Pleuronectiformes; Cynoglossidae
Gene: dmac2l
Product: distal membrane arm assembly component 2 like
Exons: 5
Coding region: 124-714 (196 amino acids)
Source: RefSeq, a predicted model, not a curated record